Messenger RNA from Verticillium alfalfae VaMs.102, 387 nucleotides. Its product is annotated as ATP synthase H chain. The record is from RefSeq and is a predicted model, not a curated record. Bases 1 to 387 code for a protein of 128 amino acids. Gene Ontology annotation, biological process: proton motive force-driven ATP synthesis. The transcript has 3 exons. NCBI's taxonomy places the organism in Eukaryota, Fungi, Ascomycota, Sordariomycetes, Glomerellales, Plectosphaerellaceae.
AUGCUCGUCCAACUUUCCAGAGCCACCCGCGCCAUCCCGGCCGUCACCCGCGCGGCUGCCAGGUCGAACGCCGUCCAGAUGAGGAGCUUCAUUGCCCCGACCGUUUCCCGACGUGCCGACUUUGUCCAGGAGCUCUACCUCAAGGAGCUCAAGGCCUACAAGACCCCCGUCGUCAAGGAGUCGGACGCCCAGGGCCAGGUCCAGACCUUCAACCUCCCCAAGACCCCCGCCUCCCCCGAGGAGGCCGACCUCGCCUCCUCCCUCCAGGAGUACGAGUCCAUGGCCGUCGAGGUCGAGGGCCAGGAGGUCGCCGACGCCGCCACCCCCGCCGCCAAGCAGAGCUCCUGGCUCGUUGACGAGGACGAGCCCGCCGCCGCCGCCCACUAA